Messenger RNA from Ricinus communis (castor bean), 477 nucleotides. RefSeq lists its product as uncharacterized. The record is from RefSeq and is a predicted model, not a curated record. NCBI's taxonomy places the organism in Eukaryota, Viridiplantae, Streptophyta, Magnoliopsida, Malpighiales, Euphorbiaceae. Gene Ontology annotation, biological process: double fertilization forming a zygote and endosperm; regulation of protein localization to cell surface; regulation of double fertilization forming a zygote and endosperm. Bases 1 to 477 code for a protein of 158 amino acids. The transcript has a single exon. Gene Ontology annotation, cellular component: vesicle; extracellular region.
AUGAUGAAGAAAGUCUUUGCUAUUCUGCUACUUUUCAUUGUCUACUCAGCAACAGCUGCUGAUGAUGCCGCACCAGCACCACCUUCCGAUGGAGGAUCACCCAAUAAACCAUCGUUUCCUUUAUUUCCUCGACGAUCAUUCCCAUGGAUUGGCCAUGGCCGUGCAUUUCCACCACUGCCUGCUGGCUUCCCACACCCAAAACUUCCACCCACUGAUUCCAAUUCUCAAAAGUGCUUACAAGAUUUCCAUGUCGAACAAGGCUGUGUGAACCAGAUUCUGCACUCUUAUGCUUCCCAUAACAUCAAUCUCGACGCCAGUUGCUGCAGCGUUGUUGAUGCCAUUAAGCAGGACUGCGUGUCACCUAUUUUUGCUCAUUUUAGCAACCCAUUUUUCGGCGGUCUUUUGAAGCAACAUUGCUCUAGUCCUCCAACUCCAUCCACACCAUCAGCUCCAGCUCCAGCAACUCCAUCAGCAUGA